Cuscuta epithymum is the source of this 1620-nucleotide messenger RNA. NCBI's taxonomy places the organism in Eukaryota, Viridiplantae, Streptophyta, Magnoliopsida, Solanales, Convolvulaceae. The record is from the annotation of a GenBank genome assembly.
UUCAAGAAGAAGAGGGCAACUAAAAGCCCAAAACCCUACACGCAAUCUAGACCGGAGCCGUAGCUACAGAAAAUGGAGGGUAUCGGAGUGUUGCUGUCGUGCUCGAUGGACCCGUACUUAGAACAAGAGCUCGACAAGCGAUUCAAGCUCUUCCGGUUCUGGACCUUCCCGCAGAAGAACGAAUUCCUGAGCGAGAACGCCAACUCGAUCCGCGCCGUUGUAGGAAACGCCGCUGUCGGCGCUGACGCGGAGCUGAUUGACGCCCUUCCUAAGCUGGAGAUCGUGUCUAGUUUCAGCGUCGGGCUGGACAAGAUCGACUUGCCCAAGUGUAGGGAGAAGGGGAUUCGGGUCACCAAUACCCCCGACGUUCUGACGGAGGACGUCGCUGACCUGGCGAUCGGGCUAAUGCUGGCAGUUCUCAGAAAAAUUUGCGAAUGCGAUCGACAUGUGAGGAAAGGAUUGUGGAAGAUGGGUAACUUCAAACUGACCACCAAGUUCAGUGGCAAAACCGUUGGGAUUAUAGGACUUGGAAGGAUUGGGCUAGCAAUUGCGAAGAGAGCAGAAGCUUUUGAUUGUCCAAUCUGCUACCAUUCCAGAACAGAGAAACAAAACACCAAUUACAAAUAUUACCCAAGUGUGGUUGAGCUGGCUUCCAAUUGCCAGAUUUUAGUCGUUGCUUGUGAGUUAACUCCACAAACUCGCCACAUCGUCAACCGUGAAGUUAUCAAUGCACUGGGCCCGCAGGGAGUUCUCAUCAACAUUGGUAGGGGUCCACACGUUGACGAGCGUGAGAUGGUAUUGGCUCUGGUUGAAGGCAGGUUGGGCGGAGCUGGGCUUGAUGUGUUUGAAAACGAACCUGAGGUGCCUGAGGAGCUAUUUGGGCUUGAUAAUGUGGUCUUGUUGCCCCAUGUUGGAAGUGGAACGGUGGAAACACGCAAGGCCAUGGCUGACCUUGUCAUUGGGAACUUAGAGGCUCACUUUCUUAAUAAACCACUGCUAACUCCGGUGGUCUGAGUUUGCUGUGGACAUCUAUUUUUGCUUGUAUAGUUUAUCUAUCGCCCAAGUUUUAUUUAAAAUACUCACCCGCCCAACGUGAAUCGGUUAUCCAUCUUCUAGAUGUGGUAUUUGCAAUAAUCGGGACAAGUGUAUGAUGUUGGCCGUUAAGUAUCCCACAAUGGUUGUCUAUUGAGUUUGAAUGUAACAUAUAACUGUGGCAGUGUGGCGUAAAUCUCACCUCUUGAAGAUGCUUUUGUGGUGAGUUACACUUGAACAUUGUAUUCCCCCAUCCUUUUGUGUUGACAUUAUUAAAUAUGAAGACCAAAAUGAAGACACUUUUUCAUUUAACUGAUUGAGACCAAAAUGAUUGAGACUAAUACUCUGGAGAACCACCAUUGCAGAUCAGUAUAUUUUUUCUGUUACUAUAUCUCAUAAUUGAAAAUUACCUUCUUGAAUGUAGCAAGCAUGCAUGUAAUGAACAUGUUUAUCUGGGAUUCUGGAUGAGCAACUGAGCUGCUUAUAUUUUACUUGAACUCACACAUAGCAGGAGACUGUGGGGGAGAAGAAGAGCCUUUGAAGAUAAGGAAGUUGAGAGUCUCCAAGGUGAAAUAGAUGAAGGUCCCU